AUGACAGGCUUCCCGGGGCUAGGGGGGCAUCACCCUCUCUCCCACCAUGCCCACCUCCACCCUGGGGAGCUGGCCAACGACCCCGGAGUGGCGCUCACUCCAUUUGGACCCGAGCACAUGGCACAGACAAGCGCUCUGAAACUUAGCCCGUCUCAGCACAUCCAGAGCCACCACCAGCACCACCACGAAGCCCAGACCGCGACACAGAACGCGACGCACAUGGUCGGUUUCCCCGUUGCCCACCACCCCCACUCAGGCUACUCGAGCAGCAGGGACUUCAUCCUCAGGAGAGAACUCUCAGCCUCUGCUAUGCAUGCGCUUGGCGACCAGCAUAGUUCCGCCUCCUCCCCACAUCACCAUGGCAUGUUCAUUUCCCCAACAGGUGCGUACGGGCACGCAGAUAGUGGCAGCCUUUUUACUGGACUCCAUGAGCAGGGGUCUCAAGGUGCCCACCAUCACCAUGGCCUCAACGGUCAGAUGCGCCUGGGCUUGGCGGCAGAUAUCUAUCCAAGGCCGGAUCACUUCAGCGCGCACAGGCCAGAGCACUAUGGACCUUCGUCUCUGCACACGUACAACUCUAUGAAUCUCAACAUCGCUUCGACUCCUCACGCAGCAGCGGCAGGCGCGUUUUUACGUUACAUGCGACAGCCCAUAAAACAAGAGCUCAUCUGUAAGUGGAUCGACCAGGACGCACAGAGUCCCAGGAAGCCUUGCUCCAAGACCUACAGCACCAUGCAUGAGCUGGUGAACCACGUCACGGUGGAGCACGUCGGUGGUCCAGAACAGAGCGUGCACGUGUGUUUUUGGGAGGAAUGUCCCCGAGAAGGAAAAGCGUUCAAAGCAAAGUAUAAACUCAUCAAUCACAUACGAGUCCACACCGGAGAGAAGCCAUUCCCUUGUCCAUUCCCCGGCUGUGGAAAGGUGUUUGCGCGUUCGGAAAAUUUAAAGAUUCACAAGAGGACCCACACAGGAGAGAAGCCCUUCAAGUGUGAAUUCGAUGGAUGUGACAGAAAAUUUGCGAACAGCAGCGACCGCAAGAAGCACUCUCACGUCCACACCAGCGACAAGCCUUACUACUGCAAAGUGCGCGGUUGUGACAAGUCCUACACGCACCCCAGCUCCCUGCGCAAACACAUGAAGGUGCACUGCAAGUCCCCCCCUCCCUCCUCCGUCACCCCGUACAUCUCCGCGUCCAACAGCCUGGGCGACCCGCUAUCGCCUUCGGACACGCACCGGAACCGCUCGUCGAACCUCUCCCCGCAGGUGACCAACUUAAACGAGUGGUACGUGUGCCAGGGAAGCGGGGGUCCCAAUCACAUGCACACGCCCUCCAGCGACGUGCCCACGUCAGAGUCAGAGGAUGAGGACUUCAGUCACUCUGAUCCCAGGACGAUGCUGUGA
Molecule: messenger RNA, 1401 nt
Organism: Knipowitschia caucasica
Lineage: Eukaryota; Metazoa; Chordata; Actinopteri; Gobiiformes; Gobiidae
Source: the annotation of a GenBank genome assembly